Molecule: messenger RNA, 276 nt
Organism: Dictyostelium discoideum AX4
Lineage: Eukaryota; Evosea; Eumycetozoa; Dictyosteliales; Dictyosteliaceae
Product: hssA/2C/7E family protein
Exons: 2
Coding region: 1-276 (91 amino acids)
Cellular component (GO): membrane
Source: RefSeq, a predicted model, not a curated record
AUGACAAUCUUAGGAUCAAUCUCUCAAAUUGGAUCAAUGAAAAUGGGUGGUUCAAAAUCUUCAUUUAACGGAUCUAGUUGUGGUGCUGGUUUUGGAAGUAAUUCAUCAUCAUCAAUCAUUUCAUUUUUCAAUCCACUUUUACCAGUUGUAGCAUUCAUUAGUGGUACUGUAACAUCAAUUACUGGUCUUGUCGCUGGUGCCCUCACUGGUACUGUUGAUGGCCUUGGUAAAGGUGCUAACACUGGUAUUUUAUUAGGAUAUACUCCAAAUAUUUAA